GGGGCCGCUCCACCGCCCGCGGCCAAGGGGGGGGCCCGGCCGGUGCCGCCUCCGCGGGGUGCGGAGCGGGGAUUGCCGCCGCCGCCGCCGCCCCCCGCCGCCGUGGAUUUCGGAGACCCGCGGGAGGCGUUCCGCAGCAAGAGCAGCGCCGAGCUGCUGCGCGGGCUGGUGGUGCUGGGGCUGUGCGCUGUGGGGCCGCUGGUGGAGCACAACCGGGAGCUGCUGCAGCUGUGCCGGCGGGUGCUGGGGCAGGCGCUGUUCGAGCGGCUGAUGAAGAUGACCUUCUACGGGCAGUUCGUGGCCGGGGAGGACCAGGAGGCCAUCAAACCGCUCAUCCGGCGGAACCAGGCCUUCGGGGUGGGCGCCGUGCUGGAUUACAGCGUGGAGGAGGACCUGAGCGCCGAGGAAGCCGAGCGCAAGGAGCUGGACUCCUGCACCUCUGCAGCCGAGAAGAUGGGAGGAGCAGAACAGAGGGAGAAACAAUACCAAGCCCAUCGGGGAUUUGGGGAUCGCCGCGGUGGGGUCAUCAGCGCCCGCACAUAUUUCUAUGCUGACGAGGCCAAGUGUGACCAGCACAUGGAGACUUUCCUGCGCUGCAUCGAUGCCUCAGGUGGCAGCUCGGAGAAUGGCUUCUCGGCCAUCAAGCUGACAGCCCUGGGCAGACCUCAGUUCUUGCUGCAGUUCUCAGAGGUGCUGGUGAAGUGGCGGAGGUUUUUCCACCAGAUGGCCGCGGAGCAGGGCCAGGCUGGGCGGGCAGCGCUGGAGAUGAAGCUGGAGGCGGAGAAGCUGCAGGAGGCCCUGGCCAACCUGGGCAUCGCAACCAAGGCGGAGAGCCAGCACUGGUUCACGGGCGAGAACCUGGGCAUGAGCGGCACUGUGGACCUGCUGGACUGGAACAGCCUGAUCGACAGCCGCACCAAGCUCUCCAAGCUGCUGCUUGUCCCCAACAUUCAGACUGGGCAGCUGGAGCCUCUGCUCUCACGCUUCACCGAGGAGGAAGAUCUGCAGAUGAAGCGGAUGCUGCAGCGGAUGGAUGUCCUUGCUAAGAGAGCCACGGAGAAGGGCGUGAGGCUGAUGGUGGACGCGGAGCAGAGCUACUUCCAGCCAGCCAUCAGCCGCCUCACCCUGGAGAUGCAGCGCCGCUUCAACAGGGAUCAGGCAAUCGUCUUCAACACCUACCAGUGCUACCUGAAGGAGGCUUAUGACAACGUGACAGUGGACGUGGAGCUGUCACGCCGGGAGGGCUGGCACUUCGGCACCAAGCUGGUCCGCGGCGCCUACAUGGAGCAGGAGCGGGAGAGGGCAGCCCAGAUUGGCUAUGAGGAUCCCAUCAACCCCACCUAUGAGAAGACCAACGAGAUGUACCACAGGUGCCUGGACUAUAUCCUGGAGGAGAUCAAGCACAGCCGGAAAGCCAGCGUGAUGGUGGCAUCUCACAAUGAGGACACAGUGAAAUUCACUCUGCAGAGGAUGAUAGAACUUGGGAUCCACCCCUCGGAGAAGAAGGUGUGCUUUGGGCAGCUGCUGGGCAUGUGUGACCAGAUCACCUUCCCCCUGGGUCAGGCCGGCUUCCCUGUCUACAAGUACGUGCCCUACGGCCCGGUGAACGAGGUGCUGCCCUACCUGUCCCGGCGGGCCCAGGAGAACAGGGGCUUCGUGCAGAGGGCGAAUCGGGAGCGAGACCUUCUCUGGAGGGAGGUCAAGAGGCGGCUUCUCGCAGGCAGCCUCUUCAGCCCCAACCACUAACCCCCCCAACCAUGGCAUCCAGCCUGGGGGCUCCUGUGCCUUCGCCUAUAACCACUAUUGCCCUUCCCCAUCCUAGUUCUGCUGCAGUCUUUCCCCUCCCCACUACCCUUUGCACUGGGAAGGGACAUGUCCUUGUUGCUGUUUGAACCACAUACGCUGUAGGGUUGCCCCAGCUGGCACUGCCCUGAGGGACAUCCCUCUGCCAUCCCAGGGGCUCCUGAGCUGUGCUUGCCCUGGGCUGCCUCAGGGGAGAUGCUGGGGCUCCCCUGCCAGCCCCCCCUGCCUCCCUUCAGUCAAUGCUGUCCUGGGAUUUUCCCUUUGCAGGACUGCGCAGGGGGAUUUGGUUGCCCUGCUUCAUGCCGCGGGCUAGGUGGCUUGGGGACCAGCUGGCCACAGCCAGAAGCUUUUCCAGCCUCUGCCAGGGCUGGGGCUUGGGCUCUUCCACCUCUCUGGAUGCAGGUGUCAAAGCAGAGGCCACAGUGGCUUAUGAAGUGUCACUGGGAUGAUGGCAGGAUGCCACAGGCCAGAUGUUCCCAGGCUUUGCCCAGGUCCUGGGCCAGGACCAGGCUCUUCCCCCAUCCCACCGGGCUAAAGCAGAGCCAAAGCCCCCUGGGCUUGUCCCUUCUCGGGCACACAUCCAGCGGGGCAGGAGGGGCGAGGGGAGCUGGCUGGCCCCAUCCCUGCGCUGUUCCUGCCCACAGUCCUCAGCUCUGAUGCUGGGCCAGGUCUGCAUUGCAGACAGGGGCAGGGGCUGCACGGGAGCACCAGGAGCCAGACCGCGGCUCGGCUCUGCUCUACACUGGAUUUGCAGAGAAUGGUGAUGAUUAAAUCGUAACUGUUCUUGC
Messenger RNA from Tyto alba (common barn owl), 2591 nucleotides. RefSeq names its product proline dehydrogenase 1, mitochondrial-like. The transcript has 14 exons. Gene Ontology annotation, molecular function: FAD binding; proline dehydrogenase activity. Gene Ontology annotation, cellular component: mitochondrion. The coding region runs from base 271 to 1746 and encodes 491 amino acids. The record is from RefSeq and is a predicted model, not a curated record. Lineage: Eukaryota; Metazoa; Chordata; Aves; Strigiformes; Tytonidae.